Leishmania braziliensis MHOM/BR/75/M2904 is the source of this 2898-nucleotide messenger RNA. RefSeq lists its product as hypothetical. The transcript has a single exon. The record is from RefSeq and is a predicted model, not a curated record. Gene Ontology annotation, molecular function: protein binding. The coding region runs from base 1 to 2898 and encodes 965 amino acids. Lineage: Eukaryota; Euglenozoa; Kinetoplastea; Trypanosomatida; Trypanosomatidae.
AUGUCAUCCGCCUCCCUGGCCUUUGAGCCGCCAACUGUGGUGGCAGUCUUCGCGUCGCACGCGGUGUUGUGCUGGGAGCAGCCGCGCACACCACACGCCAAGUCCUUCGUGAGACACAUUGUGUGGGAGUACCAGAUCGAGUACAACUGCUCCUGCAGAGCACGACAGCAGCCGUACCGCACCACGGGCAGUGACACCUUUGUUCUUUUGGCUACCCCACACGUGGGCGAGACGUACUAUGUCCGAGUGGUGGCCAAGUCCAGUCUUGCAGGAUCCACUACUGGGCUUUCCUCCGCCAAGGUCGCCUUCACAGCGUCCUGCAACGUGGGAAUACCCUGGCUCUGCGCUUCCCGGCCGCCGGUGUGCGUCUUCGAUGCGCUUUACCUCGCUGCAAACGUGGCAGCCGGUGGCAUCUCGGCGCUGAGAGACGCCCGCGGCUCCACGAUAGACCACGCGGCAGAGCUCGACGGGGAGCAUCUCUGCUACACCCUCGAGGGCGAUGUUGCUGUGCAUUCCUAUCGCAUCGUUUACAGUGACACCUCUGCACUACCGAUCGGGCAGGCAAGGACGGUAUACUACAUGGUGGCCACAGCGCGGCUGCACGCAGGGAGGCGCACCCGCGCAAUGGAGUUGCUGAGCAUGAUACAGCACGAGGGGGCGUCACUCGUGUUCUGCGGGGUGGGGGACAGCGGGCGUCUCGCUCUACGCGCCGCGCUUUCAUUCUUGUCGUUCCUCACGACAGCGUGCCCUGCCCUCUGCACGUCAGUCUUUUGCAUCACCUACGGAACGUCCCGCUUGUUGUUAAAGGAAGGACCACGUCUGCUGGCACACACUCUCCCGUUAAGUGGGCAACUCCUGCACUUCACCCAGCUGCCACUGAUCGAUGACGCCCUUCCCAUGUGGGACAUGGCGGCCCUGUCGCAACGGGGCUCUGGCGUUGCUUCCGACACACCACCGCUAGGCUACGCAAACGGGUUUUACCGCAACAUGCUCUUGGGGGUGCAGUGCCGGGUGAUGGACGGAACUGGCCUGCACUUUUCUCUCUCAUCGCCGGACCAGCUACUUACCGUGGCGGAAGAGGCGGAGGUAUUUGAUGCGGCGGGGCAGCUACGCGCGUUGUUAGGGCUAUUCUUUCCAUCGUCGCCGCGGUGGCUAUCGCCGUCUGUUGCCUCCGUCAGGUGCCGCACCGAAGGACCGCUGCUGCACGUGGUCGUGGAGGGGACUAACUUGCACUACUGCCCUCGGGUGACGCUGGCACCGUCGUAUCAGCGCGGCACUGCGCUCUUCCCGCGCGUCACAGCGAGCACACCGCUCCAGCUCGAGUGCACCGCCUGUCUCUUGCCUUGGGCUCAGCAGUGCGUAGCUGAUGAUGACUUGUGUGACGCGAUUGCAUCGGGCGUAUCGGCGUUCCUUCUUGUGCAAACGUCCAUGGGCACGGCCUUUUCGCCAGGGCUGGCGACAGUGGCACUCCCAGAGGACCUGCUCGAACUGUUUCGCGCGGCGCAGCAGGACUCCGCACCGUGGAGUGGCGAGGCAGCACCGGGGCUUGUUGAGUGCGCCUUGCAGCUGCAGCCGCUUUACGCCUUGGCGAGCCCCGACGUCACCAUCUCUCCGACAGCCAUGAGCAACGUGCUACAUAAUCCACUUUUCGAGCUCCUCUGCACUCUCGCCUCUGCCGCUGAGGUCGUCCUCUCACCUAAAUAUGCCGAUUCAACAGCCAAACCUGGUAGCGGCAUGCUGGGCCUCAUUCACAGUGUUUCGGCUAGGCUGUCCUCUAGGAAGGCGGACACGCGGGCGGACGCGGUACCAGCACUUCAUGUGCCCGGCAUCGAGGCGACUUUACUGAAGAACGCGCUGAAAGAGUGGAAGGGUGUCGGUUUCACCGGCAUCGAGGCGUGGACAUCGCGAUGCGCCUCGUGGAAGCAGCGGCUCUUUUACGGGCUGCCGCUCUUGCGUGAGACCGCAUACCGCAACACACUUAUGCGAAUGCUCCAUACAUUCGAUGGUGACGCAGAGGUUGGCGAUGAUGCCCCGCUCGCCUGCAUUGAGGCGUACUUGUACGCCUACACGAAGUACCACAUUAGAGCCGCGCAGCCUUCUCCAGUGCACAUGGAUAAGUCGCUGUGCAGCGAGCUCUCUCUUAGCAGCUUCUAUGGAGCAGUCGCUCCGAUCUUCAAGACCGAGGACAGCUCGGCUUCCGGUUCACCACUGCCGUACCUGCGCGAGUCGAUGUUACUGUGGGCACUCUGCCACUGCUUCGAGCUGCGGCGUGAGGUGGCGCGAACGACAUUCUGCUGCAAUGUGGGGUGUGCAGGGUGCGGUGUGUCGACGCUCUCCACGAGCAUCUCAUCACUGCUGCAUCGCGAGGAGGCACGGCGCUAUUCGCGCUGUGGGACGUUCUUCCGCACCGUCCAGUGCCGCGUCGCAUCAAGUCGCCUACCGGCUAUUCACUUAGCUGCGCAGACGGGUGUGCGGUGUUGCGUCUUCCUGGCGGGGGAGGUGACAGACCUGACGAGGCCUCAGUACACCUCAAUGGGCGUUCGCAUCCAAGAGCACUUGACCUAUGCCGGGCAGCAUCUCUUCCGAGUGGCCACAAAGGCAGACGAGCACCUCCAAGGCUCCUCGAACCUGCGCGAGGAGCUUGCGAGUGAUGCAUCGGUAGCUGCCUUGAUGUCACGGAUGAGCGCUGAGUGGGUGGGCGGGUGUGGCUCAGAGGUGCAGCGACUGGUGGUCGCACUUGCCCCAUCGACCUCUCGCCUUGUGGAGCUCAUUGCCUGCAGCCCUGUCGAGGCGGAGCAGUACGCGCAGAGACUGCGCUCCUACUCGGAGGCACUUCUCUUAGACUGUCUCCGCUUCGGCAUUCUUCGAGGGGACGCCAACUGCACGAAGGUGGCUUAG